GAUACAGUACGAGCGCGCGGGGAUGUGAGCGCUGAGGUGCAGCAUUCGCUCGAGAGCAUCAGAAGCGCAGCAUCAUCCUAACGAAGCGCAAAGAUGGCAUUGCGCAUUUAAGGCUAGACUUUGGAGAGUACCGUAUUCAGGAAUAUAGGAGCUUCGUUCUUUGCCGAAAUUUUAAAGACACGGGACACAAGCCUGGAAAUCAAGGGCGGACAGUGGGGGGAAUUUGGGGACGGUCAUGGCGGGGGUGGGAGCCAGGAGGAGAAAGACGGGGCUCCCGGGGUUCUGUUGGAAAACAUGCUAUUUCCACAUCCUCUUCUGGGUCGUGUCUGUCUGUGGAGAAGAGAGAACGUUUAUUGUUGAGACAUGGCUAAAGAACUAUGGCUACCUGCUCCCUCAUGACAUCCGAACAUCGGACCUGCGAUCGGAGAAAGCCAUGCAGUCGGCGGUCGCUGCCAUGCAGCGGUUUUAUGGCAUUCCAGUGACAGGAGUCCUUGACCAAACCACCAUCGAGUGGAUGAGAAAACCUCGCUGUGGUGUUCCCGACCAUCCUCACAUCAGCCGCCGCAGGAGAAAUAAACGCUACGCCCUCACCGGACAAAAAUGGAGGGACAAAAAGAUUACGUACAGCAUACAUAAUUUCACCCCCAAGGUGGGUGAGAAAGACACUCAGAGGGCGAUUCGUCAGGCCUUUGACGUCUGGCAAACCGUGACCCCGUUGACCUUUCAGGAAGUGGCUUAUUCUGAGAUCAAAAAUGAGGGUAAAGAGGCCGAUAUCAUGAUCUUCUUUGCCUCCGGUUUCCAUGGUGACAGUUCCCCAUUCGACGGAGAGGGAGGUUUUUUAGCUCACGCAUACUUCCCCGGUCCCGGGAUUGGCGGAGACACACACUUUGACUCAGAUGAGCCCUGGACGCUGGGAAAUGCCAAUCAUGAUGGCAAUGACCUUUUUCUCGUGGCGGUACAUGAGUUAGGACAUGCUUUGGGUCUGGAACAUUCUAAUGACCCCAGUGCCAUCAUGGCCCCCUUUUACCAGUACAUGGACACGCACAACUUCAAACUGCCUCUGGACGAUCUUCAGGGCAUCCAGAAAAUCUAUGGUAUACCCACAGCCAUGCUGGAGCCCACCCGUCCUCUUCCUACACUACCUGCACGCCGAACACACUCCACCUCAGACAGAAAACAUGACCGGCAGUCCCGGCCCGCUCGUCCACCCUCCGGAGACCGCCCAUCCUCCGGUAACGGCAAACCCAAUAUCUGUGACGGCAAUUUCAACACGGUGGCCUUCUUUCGGCGGGAGAUGUUUGUUUUUAAGGAUCGCUGGUUCUGGCGUUUGCGAAACAACAAGGUACAGGAAGGCUAUCCCAUGCUCAUCGAGCAGUUCUGGAAGGGUCUUCCUCCCCGCAUUGACGCUGCUUACGAGAGAUCCGACGGCAAGUUUGUGUUCUUUAAAGGAGAUAAAUACUGGAUUUUCAAGGAGGUUACAGCGGAGCCCGGUUACCCCCACAGUCUGGUAGAGAUGGGCAGCUCUUUGCCCCGUGAUGGCAUCGACACGGCCUUACGCUGGGAACCCGUGGGCAAAACCUACUUCUUCAAAGGUGACCAGUACUGGCGUUACAAUGAGGAGAAACGCAACGUUGACCCAGGUUACCCCAAACCCAUCAGCGUGUGGAGGGGCAUCCCUGAGGGUCCACAGGGAGCAUUCAUCAGUCGAGAAGGAUUUUAUACCUUCUUCUACAAAGGAAAGGACUACUGGAAGUUUGAUAACCAGAAGUUAACCGUGGAACCAGGUUACCCCAAAUCUAUCAUCAAAGACUGGAUGGGUUGCGACCAGUCUGAUAUGGAAAAGAACAAAGACAGGCACCUUCCGCACAAUGACGUCGACAUCAUGGUGGCCAUCAACGACGUACCCAGCACUGUAAACGCCAUAGCCGUGGUCAUCCCGUGCAUACUCUCACUGUGCAUUCUGGUCCUUGUAUACACUAUCUUCCAGUUUAAGAACAAAAACGUUCAACAGCACGUCACCUACUACAAACACCCGGUGCAGGAGUGGGUAUGACAGACCGGGGGGCGUUUUAGACCCCAAACGAUCGAACAUAACUGAGGGCUACUAUGCUGAGGUCUGAAAGCAUAUGUGACCAGUGCCUGUUUUCCGAAACUUGCCCCAGAACGCUGAAAGGACAAGGCAAGAGCAUCGACGCCACUUAAGACAACGUAAAAAUACAAAUAUCGCAAUUUUUUAUAGCAUGAGCCCAAGGGACGAAACUUUUGAGAUAGUUGGCGAGAAGAGCGGGAUGGGUUCAAAGUGAAACCCAACGUUUUUACAACGUUCAGUCAACGUUAUCGUUGUGGAACGAACGCUCCAGGUUUGGCAACGGAAGAAUCCAACUUGUUCUCAGAAUAAACUUGUAUAUGUUUUGAAGUAUUAAGAAAUUAAUGAACAAAAAUGAACAAAAAAAUAACUCAAGACUUGAAAAACAAUGUAGGUAGAAAGGCCAUAGAAAAGAAUACCAAGGAAUUCAUGCAGUCGUUUUCAUUUAUGAGGUGAAGGGUUCACCGCUAAUACUCGAAGACUUCGAAUUUUUUAGGGGGGUGGGUUGGGAGGCAUUUCGGAAAAAAGAAAAUAACAACAACUGACUUUAACUUCAAUCUGAAUGUUUGUUUGCUAGAUAGUUUUUCUUUCUUUUGACACCUGCCUACUCGUUUCCACAAAGCAGGAACAGCGUUUGAUUUGUAAUAACUAGGGCAGUCUUAAUACCUCCUACGCUGUACUGUACCGCGCUUCUAUUUUUCUUCUUCGGCUGUUUUGAACAGUCUGUAACAAAGGACGAUCUCUUUUUUGAUCGAAUUUUGUUUACAGACAGCAUUCGUAUUACGUUUUUAUAGGCGAAUCGUUUCUAACAGCUUCUGUGGGAAAUCUUUGGGUCAAAGAGACAAAAAGAAGAACGCUUAAAAUUGCGUUUUUGGGAUUAGACACGAUUUCUAUUCAUUAUGUUUUUCCCACCCUCUUUUACGUUUUGUGUUUAAAUUUUUAAACAAUUUUUAAAAUACUUAUUAAUUUAUUUGUUACAUUUGAACACAUCUGAAUAUGAAAACAUUUCCUUUGCUUACGUUUUGUGUUUAAAUUUAUCUUUUAAAUUUAAAAAAUAUUUAUUGCUUACAUUUGAACACAUCUGAAUAUGAAAACGUUUCCGUUGCUUGCGUUUUGUGUUUAAAUUUAUUUUUAAAAUUUUAAAAAUAUUUAUUAAUUUAUUGCUUACAUUUGAACACAUCUGAAUACGAAAACGUUUCCGUUGCUUACGUUUUGUGUUUAAAUUUAUUUUUAAAAUAUUUAUUAAUUUAUUGCUUACAUUUGAACACAUCUGAAUACGAAAACGUUUCCGUUGCUUACAGUACAGGAGAUGAUCUGUAAGCAGUUCAUCCGUCCUCAUAGAAUGAACAUAAUAUGCUGUACGUCUUACGUUAAGUGAAUUUCACGUGUUCGAUGUUAACCGUCUAACACUUCACUCAUAAUGUCUGUCGAGUGCUUUAAUUAGUACGACUGUGAUGUUAAACAGUAAUGUGUGUUUGAAUCCACUGUAUUAACACAUCUCUCCACUCAUCCGCUGUGGAAUGGAAUACAUUGCACACUGCAAAGAGCUGAAGUGUUAUUGAUGUUUUAGGAUUAACUUGAUAAAGCUUCAGGCAUAUAUUAAAGGUUUGUAGAAUCUUAAUCGGUACAUUAAGAUGGUAGAUUUGGCAAGGCUCCCUUUGGUAACGCUUUACGGAUUUUUUUUAAUUCAUCACAAAUACAUUUGCCUUAACAUGUUUACUUUGCAUGUAAUACAAUAACUUUACAUUUUUGUCGGACAUGUUUUAUUUAAACAGUAAAGGACAGUGUAAAUAUUGUACGCUCAGUUUAGUUAGGUUGUCUGGUGUCUUGAAAGGUCUGCCAAUGACUUGAUGAUCCGUCUGAAUUUGAUCAUGAGCUGUGACGUUGCAUCAGUAGUAAAAGGAAAAAUGACGCGCAGGGUCAUUCGAUUUUGUUAAUACAUUUUAACCAACAUGAAUGUUUUCUGAAUAGCCCUGUUGUCUGUUAAGUGAACUUUAUGAGGUUUUGUGUUAGUUGGAUAAGAGGAACAAACUUUUCUCUAAGCUUGUCUUCCAAAGUGACAUUUAAUGUGUUUGUGUCUUCUUUAAAGGGGAACCAACA
Triplophysa rosa is the source of this 4186-nucleotide messenger RNA. RefSeq names its product matrix metallopeptidase 24 (gene mmp24). Lineage: Eukaryota; Metazoa; Chordata; Actinopteri; Cypriniformes; Nemacheilidae. Gene Ontology annotation, cellular component: extracellular matrix. The transcript is spliced from 9 exons. Gene Ontology annotation, biological process: extracellular matrix organization; collagen catabolic process; proteolysis. Gene Ontology annotation, molecular function: zinc ion binding; metalloendopeptidase activity. Bases 236 to 2053 code for a protein of 605 amino acids. The record is from RefSeq and is a predicted model, not a curated record.